Molecule: messenger RNA, 1011 nt
Organism: Arachis duranensis
Lineage: Eukaryota; Viridiplantae; Streptophyta; Magnoliopsida; Fabales; Fabaceae
Exons: 2
Coding region: 1-1011 (336 amino acids)
Source: RefSeq, a predicted model, not a curated record
AUGAAGAGUAUUGAGCGACAAGUGGGACAAUUAGCCAAACAAGCUGAACGACCAACCAAUGUUCUCCCAAGUGAUACAAUACCCAACCCGAGAGAGGAAUGUAAAGCUCUGCAGUUGAGGAGUGGCACGGUAGUUGGAGAAAGUUCGAAUAAAGAAGCAAUAAAACCCAAAGAGCAAGACACAGUGGAAGUACAUGUGGAAAGGCAAGAUGAAGAAAAGGCUUUAACAUCUAACAAAGGCAAAGAAGUUGUCAAGCCACAAAGCAACCCACCUAGACAAAGAAGCAACCGUGAUAUCAAUGGGAGUGUGAAUCCACAACAAGAAAACAAAAAUGAAGGGGUAAAAGCCUAUGUACCCAAGCUUCCAUACCCAACCAGGAUACACAAAGGAGCAAAGGACCAACAAUUCCCAAGGUUCUUAGAAAUCUUCAAGAAACUUGAAAUCAACAUCCCAUUGGCAGAAGCUCUGGAACAGAUGCCAUUAUAUGCAAACUUCCUCAUACCCUGCACGAUUGGGAGCAUGGCCGUUGACAAGUCACUUUGUGAUCUGGUGAUUGGGAGCAUGGCUGUUGACAAGUCACUUUGUGAUCUGGGAGCAAGCAUUAACUUAAUGCCCCUUACCAUGAUGAAGAAAAUGAUGAUUGAAGAGCUUAAACCCACAAGGAUGUCACUCCAACUUGCUGACAGAUCCAUCAAAAUAUCAAAUGGAGUAGUUGAGAACCUCUUGGUGAAGGUGGGAAACUUCAUAUUCCCAGCUGAUUUUGUGGUCCUAGACAUGGAUGAAGAGGGAAACAACUCAGUCAUUCUUGGUAGACCCUUUUUGGCUACAGCUAGAACAAUCAUUGAUGUGGAAAAGGGAGAGAUGAUUUUCAGAGUGCAUGAUGAGCAAAUGACCAUAAAUGUCUUCAAAGCAAUGCAACACCCAGUUGAGAAAGAAAAUUGCAUGAGGAUUGAUGUAGUAGACUCUUUGGUUGAAGAAGUGCUUGACAGAUGGGGUAGAUUCUUUGGUUGA